Molecule: messenger RNA, 1584 nt
Organism: Medioppia subpectinata
Lineage: Eukaryota; Metazoa; Arthropoda; Arachnida; Sarcoptiformes; Oppiidae
Source: the annotation of a GenBank genome assembly
AUGAAAUGGUCGAUUAUUAUCAACACUUGUCUAUUGGCCACAGUAUUACUGAUUUACAGAUAUGUGUGCUCUCAGUGCACGUAUUGGGACACACAGGGAGUGAAGACAGUAUACGUGGGCUUAUUUACGAGAGUUACUAAACAAUGGCACGAAUGGCAACACGAGUUGUAUAAACGAAAUGGGAAAAUAUUUGGGAUCUACGAAAUCGCAAAACCCGUACUUUAUUUGUCGGAUUUGGAACUGAUUCGCGAUGUUUUGGUCAAAGACUUUCAUAUAUUCAAUAAUCGACGGGACUUUAGUACCGGCGCUGAGCCUCUGUUGGACAAUAUGGUUAGUGUCGUUAGAGAUGAACAGUGGAAGAAAAUCCGGUCAAUAAUGUCGCCGACAUUCUCGACGGGAAAACUCAAGAAAAUGAUGCCUUUGAUAGUCGAGUGUCGGAACAGUUUGAUCGACAAUUUGGACAAAAUCGCCAAAACUGAUGGACAGACGGAUAUGAAGAGAUUAUUGGGCGCAUACGCUAUGGAAGUUGUAAUACAAGUGGCUUUCGGUACAAAAGUGGACGCAAUGUUUGAUGAAAACAAUCCUAUUAUCGAAAAUGCGAGAAAAAUAUUUGGCAAAAAUUUUAAUCCUCAAUUAAUUCUCGUUUUAUUUGCGCCAAAAUUGGCCAAAAUAUUGAAAAUCACUCCCUUUGACAGCAAAGUUAUGCAUUUUUUCAAAGAUUUAACGCUUAAUAUAAUUGAAGAGAGAAAGAAGAACAAAGAUAGCGUUAAGAGAGUAGACUUUUUGCAAUUAAUGUUGGAUUCAAUGGAAAACAAAAUUACUCUCGAAAGUGAAGACAAUAAAGACAACGAUCACGAAAAGUACAAAGAAAUACAGGCAACCGAUGACAUCGAUAAAACGCUAACACACGACGAAUUGGUGGCCCAAUGCGUGCUUUUCUUUUUGGCCGGUUAUGAGACGUCCGCCACAACAAUGGCUUUAUGUUUAUACCAAAUCGCAAGACAUCCAGAAGUUCAGCAAAAACUAUAUCUCGAAUCGAGAAAAUAUUUCGAUGAAUACAAAGGCGUCGAUUACGAAGAGUUAAAUUCAUUGAAAUAUUUAAAUGCCGUUAUAAUGGAAACUCAACGUCUAUUGCCGGCCGCUGUCUUCUUGGAAAGGGUUCCCAACCAGGACUACGAGCUGAGGGGCACCGGAAUCACCAUCAAAAAGGAUCAUAUCGUUCACAUCCCGUUGUAUUCCAUUCAAAGAGAUCCGGAAUACUUCGCGGAUCCGGAAGAGUUUAAACCGGAGAGGUUUUUGGCUGAAAACAUAUCACACCAUCCGUACGCAUACCUACCGUUCGGCGCCGGACCUCGAAAUUGCAUUGGCAUGCGUUUGGCACAAAUGGAGAUUAGACUCGGACUCAUUUCACUAGUCAAUCGAUACCGUUUCUAUCCCACACCGAAACGAUUGGAAUUUUUUGGUGCUGGAGGAGGAAUGAUUCCCAAAGCUGUGGACAUCAAAAUGGAGAGACGGCUAAUUGGUGUUACACUUCUCAUAUACAUUACCGACAAUUUAAUGAAAGACAGUAACCAUUUAGAUUAA